This is a messenger RNA of Lagenorhynchus albirostris (white-beaked dolphin), 2755 nucleotides long. RefSeq names its product olfactory receptor 51E2. Gene Ontology annotation, cellular component: membrane. The coding region runs from base 16 to 978 and encodes 320 amino acids. Gene Ontology annotation, molecular function: olfactory receptor activity; G protein-coupled receptor activity. The transcript has a single exon. NCBI's taxonomy places the organism in Eukaryota, Metazoa, Chordata, Mammalia, Artiodactyla, Delphinidae. The record is from RefSeq and is a predicted model, not a curated record. Gene Ontology annotation, biological process: G protein-coupled receptor signaling pathway.
UUCUCCGUGCCAGCUAUGAGUGCCUGCAACUUCACACAUACCACCUUUGUGCUUAUUGGUAUCCCAGGACUAGAAGAAGCUCAUUUCUGGAUCGGCUUCCCCCUGCUUUCUAUGUAUGCCGUGGCAGUGUUUGGAAACUGCAUCGUGGUCUUCAUCGUAAGGAUGGAGCGCAGCCUGCACGUUCCCAUGUACCUCUUUCUCUGCAUGCUGGCAGCCAUCGACCUGGCCUUGUCCACAGCCACCAUGCCCAAGAUCCUAGCCCUCUUCUGGUUUGAUUCCCGGGAGAUUACCUUUGACGCCUGUAUGACCCAGAUGUUCUUUAUUCAUGCUCUCUCAGCCAUUGAGUCCACCAUCCUGCUGGCCAUGGCUUUUGACCGUUAUAUAGCCAUCUGCCACCCACUGCGCCAUGCCGCAGUGCUCAACAAUAGAGUGACAGCCCAGAUUGGCAUGGUGGCCGUGGCCCGUGGAUCCCUCUUUUUCAUCCCAUUGCCUCUGCUCAUCAAACGGCUAGCCUUCUGCCAAUCCAACGUGCUCUCACAUUCCUAUUGUGUGCACCAGGAUGUAAUGAAGUUGGCCUAUGCAGACACAUUGCCCAAUGUGGUCUAUGGUCUUACCGCCAUUCUGGUGGUCAUGGGUAUGGAUGCCCUGUUCAUCUCUUUGUCCUAUUUUCUGAUUCUACGAACAGUUCUGCAGCUGCCUUCCAAGUCAGAACGGGCCAAGGCCUUUGGAACCUGUGUGUCCCACAUUGGUGUGGUACUGGCCUUCUAUGUGCCUCUCAUUGGCCUCUCAGUGGUGCACCGCUUUGGAAACAGCCUUGAUCCCACUGUGCAUGUUCUCAUGGGUGAUGUCUAUCUACUUCUGCCUCCAGUGAUCAAUCCCAUUAUUUAUGGUGUCAAGACCAAACAGAUCAGAAAGCGGGUGCUAGCUGUGUUUAAGAUCAGCUGUGACAAGGACUUUGCGGCUGUGGGAGGCAGGUGACCCUUACCAUGGCAAUUUUAUCCUUAAUGGCUUGAUAUAAUGAUUUCCUAAUGUUAGCUUAAUCCCAGUUGCCCAUAAACACAUCAGUGCUUUUCUCUGGUUGGCUUCCAAACACUUGCUCUGCUUGGGGUGAAAUUGUUGAGGCUACCAUAAUUCUUUUCCACAGGUAAAAAUACUAUUGACAUCCUUAUUAUAUAAAAGGCUUAAAUAAUAAAAUAAAUCAAUAGUAAAAGAACAUAAAGAAGAGUGACAAAAAGUAGAAUUGGUUUUGAAACAAAGGAAAAAUUGUUCUGACUAAUAAUCCAAGAACCCUAUAGUAAAACAAUACGUAACAUUUUUGCCGAUUAAAUUACAGUUUUUAUUAAUGAAAAUUCACAAUGAAAGAGUUUGUGUUGAAACACAUAUCCUCGAGCAUCACAGCUGAUGGUGUAAUUGGCAAAAUAUAGCAAGCACUUUUAAAAAGUUACAUGCUUUAGGGAAUUCCCUGGCGGUCCAGUGGUUAAGACUCUGCGCUUCCACUGCAGGGGGCACAGGUUCAAUCCCUGGUCAGGGAACUAAAGAUCCCACAUGCCAUGUGGAGUGGUCAAUAAAUAAAUAAAUGUUACAGGCUUUAAUGCUGUAAUCUCAUUUUUGAAAAUUUAUUCUAACGAAAUAUCUCUACCUAUGUGGUAGGUACUGUUUUUGACCCCUGUUACCAGUGAAAGAAAUGAGGUUUACAUUAACAAGAAAGCUAAGUCACACAGCUUGUGGGUGCUGUGCCAUGAUCUGAAAUUUAAUUUCAUAACCAAAUACAGUUAUUUAAUAUCCAUGCUAUCUUGCUUCCUGUUUAACAUCUGCCAUUCAUUUCCUCAGCCUGUGUAAAUCCUGUUUUCUCUCUGCAGUGUGCCUUAUGAGGUGAAUGACUGUAUCUGUAUUGAGUGGUGACCCUGCCCUUGUUGUGAGCAACAAAUCUAGGUUACUCUUCAUGUUUUACAGUGACCCUUCAUGUUCUACAGCCUGCUUCUUUCCAGAUUAAGGGAGAAGAUAUCUUCUCAAUCAUGUCUCCCUUUUUUAAAGUGUAUUCUAUAUCUGUCAAACAUUUCCAAUGUCUGAGUUUCAACUUAGGUAUAAGAUAUUAUAAAUUUUAUUUAAAAUUUUUCUAAGUGUAACACCUAUUUCUUUCAUGUUUAUAGAAUCCCAUAAACUCAGAUUUGGAGAUGUGAGAAGUUCCCUGGUCUUCUUUCCCACCAGUGCAGAAAUCUGAAUGCAUCUUUUCUCAAGAUGGGCUAUUCCCAUUGUAUAGUUGAGAAGGUCUGAUGAGAAGCUAAAAUCUGAAGGCAAUCAUUGGGCCUAUGUGUUCCCUCAGUAGUUUCACCGAACAAGUCUUAGGUGGGGGAUUAGGGUGGAUAAACCAUGGGGGAGACUCCAACCUGUGGGCUCUUUCUUAGGAGGAAGGAACCUCGGACUCUUAACCUCUCUUCUGGAGAAGGGUCUUCCUAGCAUAUGUAUCUGUGAGCAUCCAGUUGUGAUUCCCUGCCCAGAGGCAGUAGAAUAGGCUUCAAAGUCUUGCAGCUAAUCAAUGCAAAAAGACCAGGGCUGAGAGAAAGAGACAAAAUGGAAGAACUGGAUGAUUUCCCUAAAGAAACGAAGGGGUGCUCAUGCUCUGCAAAAGUGGAGAUUCAGGUAUUAGGCCUCACCCCAAAUAAUGAGGUCAGGAGCCUCGUUUUAUGAGAUCGAACCACCUAUGUCUCUCCUCACAACUUCCAUCCUCUUUUAUUUUCCUGUGUAUUACUCUGCC